This is a messenger RNA of Anoplopoma fimbria (sablefish), 3345 nucleotides long. RefSeq names its product solute carrier family 12 member 5b (gene slc12a5b). Gene Ontology annotation, cellular component: membrane. Gene Ontology annotation, molecular function: potassium:chloride symporter activity. The record is from RefSeq and is a predicted model, not a curated record. The transcript is spliced from 26 exons. Bases 1 to 3345 code for a protein of 1114 amino acids. NCBI's taxonomy places the organism in Eukaryota, Metazoa, Chordata, Actinopteri, Perciformes, Anoplopomatidae. Gene Ontology annotation, biological process: potassium ion homeostasis; chloride ion homeostasis; cell volume homeostasis.
AUGACGGACUCCGAGGAGGGAGAGGGGGGAUCCAACAGCCAGGGUGAUGGGAACCCCAAAGAGAGCAGUCCUUUCAUCAACAGCAGUGCAGGCAGAGACCUGGAUAAGAGCCAGCAGUAUGACGGCAAACACAUGGCUCUGUUUGAGGAGGAGAUGGACACCAGUCCGAUGGUCUCCUCUCUGCUCAGCAGUCUGGCCAACUACUCCAACCUGCCGACAGGAAGCAAAGAGCACGAAGAGGCCGAGAAUAACGAGGAGGGGACACAAAAACGUUGUGCUUCUCAGGCUCCACAGCUUGGUACUCUGAUGGGUGUGUACUUGCCGUGCAUCCAGAACAUUUUUGGGGUGAUCCUCUUUCUGCGGAUGACUUGGAUGGUCGGGGUCGGAGGCGUCUUCGGUUCCUUCAUAAUCGUCUUCAUGUGUUGCUCCACGACGAUGCUCACAGCCAUCUCCAUGAGUGCCAUUGCAACAAACGGAGUGGUACCAGCUGGAGGUUCAUAUUACAUGAUCUCUCGCUCUCUGGGGCCGGAGUUUGGUGGAGCUGUUGGGAUCUGCUUCUACUUAGGCACCACUUUUGCAGGUGCCAUGUACAUUCUGGGCUGCAUUGAAAUCCUGCUGAUUUAUAUCAUCCCGCAGGCAGCCAUCUUUAAGAUCGAGGGCCUGGAGGGUCAGGAGGCAGAGCUGGCCCUCCUCAACAACAUGCGGGUCUACGGCACCCUGGUACUGGGCUUCAUGUCGCUGGUGGUGUUUGUCGGGGUCAAGUAUGUGAACAAGCUGGCGCUGCUCUUCCUGGCGUGUGUCAUUCUCUCCAUCGUGGCUGUUUAUGCCGGAGUCAUCAAGACCGCCAUCGACCCCCCCAUCUUCCCCGUCUGCCUCCUGGGGAAUCGAACGCUCCUCUCUAAAGGUUACGACGUCUGUGCAAAGGUCAUGGAGAUAGACAAUGAAACGGUCACCACCAAACUGUGGAGGACCUUCUGUGACUCUGACGGUCUCAAUGCCACGUGUGACGAAUACUUCACCACCAACAACGUGACGGAGAUACAGGGCAUCCCAGGGGUCACUAGUGGCAUCCUGGCAAAGAACCUGUUUGGGAACUACCUAGAAAAAGGGAUGUUCCUGGAGAAGCGUGGUCUUGCAUCAGAGGUGAAUACAGACGGUCCGCCAACCAGCUCCAACCGCUACGUCAUGUCUGACAUCACCAGCUUCUUCACCCUGCUGGUCGGGAUUUACUUCCCAUCCGUCACAGGUAUCAUGGCGGGCUCAAACCGAUCCGGAGAUCUGCGUGACGCUCAGAAGUCGAUCCCCAUCGGCACGAUUGCAGCCAUCACCACCACGUCUAUUGUGUACAUGUCCACUGUUGUGCUGUUUGGAGCCUGUAUAGAGGGAGUAGUCCUCAGAGACAAGUUUGGUGAAGGGGUGAACGGUAACCUGGUGAUUGGGACUCUGGCAUGGCCGUCUCCGUGGGUCAUCGUGUUCGGCUCCUUCUUCUCCACUUGUGGAGCCGGACUCCAAAGUCUGACCGGAGCUCCACGGCUCCUACAGGCCAUCGCUAGAGACGGCAUCAUCCCAUUUCUCAGAGUGUUUGGGCACGGCAAGGACAACGGAGAGCCCACCUGGGCCCUUCUGCUCACGGCUUGCAUCUGUGAGAUCGGCAUCAUCAUCGCCUCCCUGGAUGCAGUCGCACCCAUCCUCUCCAUGUUCUUCUUGAUGUGCUACAUGUUUGUCAAUCUGGCCUGUGCCUUGCAGACUUUGCUGAGGACACCAAACUGGAGGCCGCGCUUUAAGUUCUACCACUGGGCUCUGUCUUUCUUGGGAAUGAGUCUGUGUCUGUCACUCAUGUUCAUCUGUUCCUGGUAUUACGCCAUUGUCGCCAUGGGCAUCGCCACCUGCAUCUACAAGUACAUUGAGUUCUGCGGAGCGGAGAAGGAGUGGGGUGACGGGAUACGAGGCAUCUCUCUGAGCGCUGCACGAUUUGCUCUCAUGAGGCUGGAGGAAGGACCACCACACACCAAGAACUGGAGGCCUCAGAUCUUGGUUCUGGUGAGCGUGGAUGCUGAGCAGACCGUGGAGCAGCCUCGUCUGCUCUCUCUGGCCAAUCAGCUGAAAGCGGGGAAGGGUCUGACCAUCGUCGGGACCUCCGUCCAGGGAACCUUCCUGGACAACUACACAGAGUUCCAGAGGGCGGAUCAGUCCUUGCGUAAGCUGAUGGAGACGGAGAAGGUGAAGGGUUUCUCUCAGGUGGUCAUCUCCUCCAAUCUGAGAGAUGGGACGUCCCACCUGAUCCAGGUUGGAGGACUGGGAGGUCUGAAGCACAACACUGUGUUGGUCAGCUGGCCCCGAAACUGGAAACAGCCCGAGUACCACCAGCAAUUUAGGAACUUUAUUGAGGUGGUCCGAGAGACGACCGUAGCCAGUCUGGCCUUGUUGGUUCCUAAGAAUAUCUCCAGCUACCCGUCCAACGGAGAGCGCUUCACCGAAGGCCACAUAGAUGUGUGGUGGAUUGUCCACGAUGGAGGCAUGUUGAUGCUCCUGCCCUUCCUGCUGCGUCAGCACAAGGUGUGGAGGAAGUGCAAGAUGCGCAUUUUCACCGUGGCUCAGAUGGAUGACAAUAGUAUCCAGAUGAAGAAAGACCUCAUCACCUUCCUCUAUCACCUGCGCAUCGAUGCUGCAGUGGAAGUGGUGGAGAUGCAUGACGGUGACAUCUCAGCCUACACCUACGAGAAAACACUGAUCAUGGAGCAACGAUCACAAAUCCUCAAACAGAUGCAUCUGACCAAGAACGAGAAGGAGAGAGAGAUCCAGAGCAUUACAGAUUCAUCCCGUGGGUCAAUUCGGCGUAAAAACCCGUCUGCCUCGCGCUCCCGGCAAAGCGUGGACGAAGGAGCCAGCGUGGCAGAACAACCAGAAGACGAGUCUGUGGAUGUCUCCAACCCAAAACAGGUGCAGCUCAUCCACAGUAAGAACGCCUCCACACCGACCAGUCCCACCAGCCCCACAAGCCCCACAAGCCCCACCAGCCAAACGUCUCCCUCAGGUGUGGACAAAGGGAAGACCCUUCAUGCAGUGAACCCAGAUACGGGAAAAGACUUCUUCAACAUGAAGCCGGAGUGGGAGAACUUGAGCCCAGUGGACGUGAGGCGCAUGCACACAGCGAUGCGGCUCAAUGAGGUCAUCAUAAAGAAGUCCAAGGAGGCAAAACUUGUCCUGCUCAACAUGCCGGGGCCACCCAAGAACCGUGUGGGCAAUGAAAACUACAUGGAGUUCCUUGAGGUGCUCACCGAAGGUCUCAACCGGGUCCUCCUGGUGCGUGGAGGUGGACGUGAGGUCAUCACCAUCUACUCCUGA